AUGGAGUACGGUGACAACGAAUGGUAUUCGAUACAGUGGAAUAAUUUCAUGAAAAAUUUCACAACCGGCAUAUACGAAUCUAUGGCCAACGGUGAUUUUGUCGAUAUGACAUUGGCCGUCGACGGACAAUUGAUCAAAGUUCAUCGUUUGGUAUUGUCAGUCUGUUCGCCAUACUUUCAAGAAAUGUUUACAUCAAUGCCGGUUAGUCAGCACGCAUUUGUAUUUUUGAAAGACGUCUCAUUUGAUGUGGUCAUGAAAUUGGUUGAAUUUAUGUACCACGGAGUGGUUACUGUGCCUAAAAAUAUUUUGGCGGAAUUCAUUGCCACUGCCGAAGCGCUACAGAUCAAAGGUAUCGCUGGAAAUGAUGAUUGGCAGCCAUUGUCAUCGCAAACGUCUCACAACACUCAAAAGCAACAGUCGUGCACCGUUCAACAACAAACCACCAUGAAAAAUAGUGAAUCACGGUUGAUGCAAGCUCAAAUAAAUUCCGUGAAAACCAAUGCACCAACACAAACAAAUGUUCAAAAAGAACGGUCGCGCACUGCGCAACAACGAAGCGCGAAUUUUAUGGAGACUAAUGAUUUGCAGCUGCCAUUAUAUCAUUCGAAGUCCGCACAAACUCGCCCAACAAUCAAAGCGGCGUCAACACACUCACAUGUUCUACAAAGUCAACCGUCGCGCACCGUACAACAACACAAUGUUGAUCCAACCAGCUACCUAAUGAACUCCGAAUACAAUAGCGACGACAAUGUUUCAUUCGUGCAACAACAAACACCAAAACGUGCCUUUCAACGGAAAUAUAGCACGAUUGAUGAUAGUGUACUACCAUCGAAGCGACGAAUUGUGUCAGGCGAGAUUGAUGAGGCAUUAUCAACGCUUACAAAAUUUUUUAAGAUAAGGAAUGAAAAUUCGAACGACAGUUGGUCACCGUCAUUUUCAAUGUCGAAAGACGAUGAGAUAGAAAAUGAUAAUCUCGACGAUGAACACGACGGUAAUGAAAGUAGCGACUGGGUCAACGAAUCAAGCGACGAAUCGAAUACGUCAAGAAUCCACUUGAAUGAAGAGGGCAUUAUUUCAUACGGAAGAACGAAGUUCAACAAACCAUCGUUGCAUUUGUACGGAUACACCUUUAAUUUGCGCACCAAAAAUGCUCAUGAGGCGACACUGAUGGGAAAAAAAUUGAUUUGGUACUGCUCGAAAAGUAGAGAGAAGUGUCACGCAAAGGUGCAUACCGACCAGUUGGAUGAACGAGAUCGGUGCAUACUAAUCGGAAGACACACAUGUGGCUGA
Contarinia nasturtii (swede midge) is the source of this 1290-nucleotide messenger RNA. Its product is annotated as modifier of mdg4-like. The transcript is spliced from 3 exons. NCBI's taxonomy places the organism in Eukaryota, Metazoa, Arthropoda, Insecta, Diptera, Cecidomyiidae. Gene Ontology annotation, molecular function: protein binding. Gene Ontology annotation, biological process: regulation of transcription by RNA polymerase II. Gene Ontology annotation, cellular component: nucleus. The record is from RefSeq and is a predicted model, not a curated record. Bases 1 to 1290 code for a protein of 429 amino acids.